Messenger RNA from Bacillus rossius redtenbacheri, 4374 nucleotides. RefSeq names its product type II inositol 1,4,5-trisphosphate 5-phosphatase (gene Ocrl). Gene Ontology annotation, cellular component: membrane. The transcript has 19 exons. Lineage: Eukaryota; Metazoa; Arthropoda; Insecta; Phasmatodea; Bacillidae. The record is from RefSeq and is a predicted model, not a curated record. Gene Ontology annotation, molecular function: phosphatidylinositol-4,5-bisphosphate 5-phosphatase activity; inositol phosphate phosphatase activity. Gene Ontology annotation, biological process: phosphatidylinositol dephosphorylation; signal transduction. Bases 252 to 2897 code for a protein of 881 amino acids.
GACAUUUUUUUUUUUAGACGAAUGCAGAAAGGUGUGUUUACGUUGUGAGGAGUGUUGUGACAUCGUGUUUGUAUUACGAUAUUUAUUUAAAAUUUAUUUACGCGAAACAAAUAUGUAGAUUCAUCUAUUUUAGAAUGUAAUAAGGGAGAUUACGGUGUAAGGAUACAACUACUUUCAGUAUUAGUUGCGAAAGUCCGGCGAGGGGCUGCUUCCCCCUCUCUUCAGGCGGGAGACGCGUAGGCCCCGCCACCAUGGACCAGCAGGCUCUGGUUCAGUCGAAGCUCUCCGCCGGAGAGAACGCAGUGGCCGUGCACGAGGCCAGCCUGAUGCAGGGCUGGGUGCGCACCUCGCGCCUGCUGGCCCUCGUGGAGCACGCCGGCCACCACGCCCUCUUCGUGGUCAUGAGCUCCCGCGUGCCCCCGCAGCUCUUCUCCGACCUCACCAUCGAGCUGGCGCUGCCCGUCGACGCCGACCUGCGCUGCGACAUCGACACGGACAGUAAGCACCAAGACGGCUCCGACGUCUACGUCAACAUCUCGUCGCGCAAGCUGAAACUGUUGUUCGAAAUGAUACCAGGGCUGAAGACCAGUAACUUUGUGGGGGAGUUGUUCAGGGUUAUCGAAGUGUUCACGAAGAAGCGCGGGCCGCCCCCCGACUUCCGCUGGCUGCAGAAGUACUGCGGGGGCGUGACGACCAACAGCAGCGAAGCUCCCGACGGGAGCGCGGAGUCGAGCAACGACGCCGGCCACGACCGGGAGGGGACGGAGAACCUGGCCGUCGAAGGAACCUUGCUGGACCUGGGCAGCCCGGACAUCGCAGUGCCGCGGCAGAGCAUCGCGAAGGGCACCACGCCCAUCGCCGCGAGGGAGAGCGUCAUCCGGUACCAGAUGGCGAUGAAGGAGCACCACUACACCUACACCCAGGUCUUCAGGAUCUUCGUGGGGACGUGGAACGUGAACGGCCAGCCCCCCACGGUGGAGCUCACGGAGUGGCUGGCUCACGACCCGGAGCCGCCCGACAUCUACGCCAUCGGCUUCCAAGAGCUGGACCUCAGCAAGGAAGCGUUCCUCUUCAACGACACGCCACGGGAAGAGGAGUGGAGGAAGGCGGUGAUGACCGGCUUGCACCCGAAGGCGCGCUACCACAAGGUGGCACUGGUGCGGCUGGUCGGCAUGAUGCUGCUGGUGUUCGUGCAGGAGCAGCACGUCGCGUACGUGCGCGCCGUCGCCACGGAGACCGUCGGCACCGGCAUCAUGGGCAAGAUGGGAAACAAAGGGGGAGUCGGGGUGCGUUUCGAGCUGCACAACACGUCCUUCUGUUUCGUCAACUCCCACCUGGCGGCGCACGUCGAGGAGUUCGAACGGCGCAACCAGGACUACCACGACAUCUGCUCUCGCCUGAGCUUCACGCGCUUCCUGCCGCCGAAAGGCAUCAAGGACCACGACCAGGUGUACUGGCUGGGCGACCUGAACUACCGCAUCACGGACCGCGACGCGCGCGAGGUGAAGGACUACAUCGACGAGGGCAACUACGAGGCGGUGCUGCAGUACGACCAGCUGAACCAGCAGCGGAGGCUGCGCGCCGUGUUCGUCGGCUACCGAGAGGGCGUCAUCAACUUCCGGCCCACCUACAAGUACGACAGCGGCUCGGAUAACUGGGACUCCAGUGAAAAGAACCGCGCCCCCGCAUGGUGCGACAGAAUACUGUGGAAAGGAGAAGGCAUUCAGCAGGUGGCGUACCGCAGCCAUCCCGAGCUGAAGAUCAGCGACCACAAAGCCGUCAGCGCUGUCUUUGACUCGCAGGUGCGCGUGAUCGACGCGGUCAAGUACCGCCGCAUCCACGAGGAGGUGAUGAAGAAGCUGGACAAGCUGGAGAACGAGUUCCUGCCCCAGGUGAUGGUGGACAACACGGAGGUGAUCUUCGACACGGUGCGCUACCUGGAGGGGCAGAGCAAGGAGCUCAUCGUCGCCAACACGGGGCAGGUACCUGUUACGUUUGAGUUCAUCAAGAAGCUGGAUGACUCAAGUUACUGCAAGGAUUGGCUGAGCAUUGAACCUUAUGCAGGUUUCAUAAUGCCAGGCGAGAAGGCUGACAUUAAGCUGGAAGUGUACGUCGACAAGUCAUCGGCUUUCAAGCUGAACUCCGGGGAAGACAAGCUGUACGAUAUACUGGUGCUCCACUUAGAAGGCGGGAAAGACAUCUUCAUCACCGUCACUGGCACCUACGAGAGGAGUUGCUUCGGCUCGUCGAUCGAGGCGCUGGUGUACAUCUCCGUGCCGGUCAGAGAGAUUCCCGUGGGUCGGCUCAUGGAGUUGGAGAACACGAAGGAGGUCAGCAGCCCCCAGGACCCGUACCCCAUCCCGAAGGAGGUGUGGUUCCUGGUGGACCACCUGUACCGCCACGGCCUGAAGCAGCCCAACCUGUUCGAGCAGCCGGGGCUGCACUCGGAGCUGGUGGCCGUCCGCAACUGGCUCGACUGCGGCUCCCCGGACCCCUUGCCGGGCAGCGUCCACUCGGUGGCCGAGGCCCUCCUGCUGCUGCUGGAGUCGACCGCGGAGCCGAUCGUCCCCUACAACCUGCACAGCGUGUGCCUGGCCGCCGGCUCCAACUACCUGCAGUGCAAGCAGCUCGUGAUGCAACUCCCAGAGCACAGGAAGAACGUGUUCCUGUACCUGUGUGCGUUCCUUCAGGAGGUGCUGAGCCACGCCACAGAGAACGGUCUCGACGCAAAGACGAUUGCUACUCUCUUCGGCACAAUUUUCCUGCGAGACCCCCCGCGGAGUCGUGGGGACCCGGCCAGCAGGAACCGGAACAGCCAGGCUGUCGACCGGAAGAAAGCAAACUUCGUGUACCAUUUCCUGGUGAACGACCAGAGCGACUUGAUCCUGGGUCGCUAGCCGUCGACGGUGCACCUCGCGUCUUGCCAAGCACUUCACGAGAAGUGCCGAGGGGGUUGGUGCUACUGGAGCGACCCCCUCCUCUUCCGAGGCAGGCUGCCUGUUCCGCAGCCGCCUGACAAAGUAGCACCACACAACACGUUUUUGUGUUAAUGCAUGUGUACGUUCCUGUAAACAUCAGCUACCCAGGUACAUGACCGUAAAAUUUGUAAAGUGGAUCACCGCCUUACAAAGUUACAAAAAUAUCUAAAUGUUUUAUGGCAGUUUUUCAUGUAUAAGAAAAAGUGAAAUCUAUGAAAUUAAAAAAAAUACCAGAACUACCUGUGUUUGGUUGUUGGCAGUUUUUAGAGGCAACUGGGAAGAUUUUUGGAGUAUGGUACAAAUCAUUUUUUUUUCUUUCUUUGUUAUUGCAAAAAACAUUAUACUGAGAAACAAAGAAUAUAAAAUGCAAGCUGACAUAUCUUAGGUCAUACAAAUAGUUUUUUUUAUACAAAUACGCAGAAAGUUGUGUAUGCUUUAGCUCUCGAUAUUUUUUACUUUCAGUAUGAUUGUUUAUGUUGAUAUUGUGUAAAUCACACUUCUUAGUUACCGCUUAUAUUUAUUCUACUAUACCUAUAUAUUAUAUGUAUAAUGUGCACGAGGUUGUAGUAAUAUAUAAUUUACUAUGUUCACAUUUAUUUAUAGGUGUAGCAGUUAUAAUGCUAUACAAUUAAACUAUAUUCUCACGUAUCCAAUUAUAUUCAGUAAAUUGUAAAUCUUUUGCAUUUUCACAUAGUGUUAUGCUACACUACUACACUGUGGUUUCAGUGAGUCUUGGUACAAGUAAUUUAUUCAUUAAUAGUACUGUAAGCAAAUUUGUAAGUUUAAUUUUAAAAAACUGAUUGACUUGUAUUUGUAAACUGUAAAAGUUUUUGAAUAAGAUUAAGUGAAUAUUUGGUACUUGUAUCAUCAUUGAAUAGUUGAAGACCUUGGGUGUAAACAGUGAUAACACUCAUGUUGAAAUUCCCAUUUAAAGUGUUGAUUGUGAGAUUUGUACAUUAUCCUGUGGUUUAUAUUUUUGAAGUUAAGUUUUCAUGAAAACUGUUCACAAGAAUGUUGGUUAUCACUAUUUACACCCAACGUCUUCAAUUUAAAUUAUUAAUUUUCAAGCAGUCCUCUCAAAAAAAAGUUGGUGAACUAAACAUUUUAAGGUUAAACUAAUGUCCGUGUGCCUAACAAAUGUUCAUUGUGUUUAUAUGUAGUUAUUGUACUAUUUGGGAGUCAGUUGUAUUAUUCUCUAAGUAUAAAACUCCAUAUUCAUAUUACCAGUCACAAUUUCAUUAUGUUAAUUAUUGUAUCCAUUGAGUUGUAUUGGAUGAUCUCAAAUGUAAAUGUCCUUAAAUAUAAUGCUCUCAAAUUUAAGAAAGAAUUGGCAUAUGAAAAAGAGUUUGAUUGUGAGACAAUCAAGAAUAUAAUUAUACCUACCUUAAAUAUCACA